Molecule: messenger RNA, 3288 nt
Organism: Trypanosoma brucei brucei TREU927
Lineage: Eukaryota; Euglenozoa; Kinetoplastea; Trypanosomatida; Trypanosomatidae
Product: protein kinase, putative
Exons: 1
Coding region: 1-3288 (1095 amino acids)
Biological process (GO): peptidyl-threonine phosphorylation; peptidyl-serine phosphorylation
Cellular component (GO): cytoplasm
Molecular function (GO): protein tyrosine kinase activity; ATP binding; protein serine/threonine kinase activity
Source: RefSeq, a predicted model, not a curated record
AUGGACGCUGACGAGGGCAGUGCGCCGGACGAGGAGCAGAGUAUGGUGGUUGACCGAGUUGCACUCUCAAUAAGUGAUAUUUCAUGUAUGCGCCUUGAUGGUUGUCGUGUACCGUCGAGAUCCUCCAGAGCGUCGCAUAGGUGGUCACAUCCACAACGGCCGCACCGUCAACCUGUUGGAGAUGUUUCCUCGUCGUUGUCGCAUGCCGCAUCGCAGGGAAGUAGAACGUCACCACCUUCUUUUGUCUUUGCGACUCGCGUGUGCCGAAGUUUUGACUCAGUGAGUCAAUCCGGCGGUGUGUUCGAUUCGGUGGUGAGAAAUCAUGAUGGGGAGAGCGUCAGAAGCAACUCAGAGGUAGUUAAGCACAACACGUGCUUAGAGCAUUCGCAGAAAACAUGCCUUUCGUCCGUUUCGCUCCCACCGUUGAGUGAAGCAUGCAGGGGGCACGAGGUAAGUUAUGGUCUCAGCAGAAGAAGAAUGUCUUUCACUUCAUCGUUUUCUCCUCUACCCUGUUCGCCGGUACCGAAAGAACUCUCCCCCGGCCUACUUACAUCCAUACCGUGGAACCUCCCGACGCUAGGGUGGAAAGGGAUGACACCAACCGCUUCUAACGUGCAUGAGGGCCAAGCGACGAAUUACGGUGAGGAGCAAUGUGGGGAAAGAGUUGCAAAUGAUACCCGCGCGUACAGAAUUCUCAAUAUGAGCAAUUCUGGAGGCGCCGUCGCGACCGAUGCGAGUGUUUCUAGGGAACGGUGGUUCCACGUGCAACAUCAGAGCUUCCGCAAACGCUACAUAGGGCACCUCAAUUGUGUUUACGCAAUAUACAGGUCUCUCGUGCCAAGGAACUCUCCCCCGGCGGCUUCGCAGAAUAUUUCUCUCGGAGACACCCCUACCCUUGACCGCCGCGUCCGGUCGGUGGCUCUGUCAUCUGCGUCAACUGUUACCGGUGUGGCUGCCGGUUACUACACGCUGAGUGACAGUGCCUCGACACGGUGCUCAGGCGGGCAAAACGUGCCCGUCGUACCGCGUGCUGUGAGGGGUUUCUCGCCUCGGCGCCGUGGGAGGCAGCGGGCACUUUCUUCUAGGGAGAUGGACCCAUUUAUUCUAGGACUUAUCAAGAGAAGAGUCUUAUUCAGGACCACCAUAUUUUGUGAGUACACAUAUAACUGUAUUAAACAUUCGGAGGAGCUACGGCUCUCGUCGUCAGAGAUAGUCGAACCGUAUACUGAGCAGGAAUAUGCGGUUUCUUCUCAUUCGCAAAAUGGUAGUGCUUUUACAACUUCUGUGGGUCGAGCUGAGAGCGACCGUGUGGCUACCAGCGCAUCUGACGGGUCGUCUUCCAUAUUUUUUGAUGAUACACAUAGAACGGCACCACCACCAGGGAAUGAUGGAAAAAGACGAACUUCAGUAGUGUCCCCACCGCAUGAAGAAACACCAAUGGCUGUUCACCACCGGACGCUAACCCGGCUACAAACGUUAACAACAAAGGUCCACAGUGUAGACCGUGUCAUGCGCACAGUGGAUAAUGAGGAGGAUGAUCUUGUUGUUUAUGUAGGUAUGAUUUUAAUGGGUUGGCUGGAGGUCGUUGAUCUUCUUGGAUCUGGUACGUUCGGGCAGGUUUUUCUCUGCAAGGACUUGCGAAUCGCCAACAAAACUUUUGUACACCCAAGCCAGAUAGAGGGAGAUGACUUUCAGUACUGGCAGUGCUCUCACACGUAUAUACCAUUCGGUGAUCCCUCAAUGGUACCAACCCAUACACCACUUGUGGCUGUAAAGGUUGUCAAAAGCCGCGAACUAUUUGAACAGCAAUCUGCUCGUGAGGCUGAGAUUUUAGUGCACGUCAGUUCGCAAACGGCAUCGCAAGAAGAGCAACCCGCAGAGGAGCAGCAGGCGUUUCCGGCACUGUCCUUUUCAGAUCCACCCGUGCCCGACUACCGUUGCGAAUAUGUGGGUAAGAUACUUGCGCACGGAAUAUGCUAUGGUCAUCACUGCAUAGUUAUGGAACGAUAUGGUGUUAAUUUGUUUGAGUACGCGAUGGCACGUGGUUUUAAAGGUCUUCCCAUGUAUCAGAUACAGGACAUAGGCCGAAAAAUCUUGCUGGGGUUAACUCUUUUGCACGAGGAAUGCCACGUAGUGCACUGUGACAUAAAACCCGAAAACGUUUUAAUUACACUCGAUUCCUGGCUUUCUGCCAAUCCAGUCCAUAUGGCGCUCACGGUCGGUGCUCAUACACCGGGUUCUGGUGCCUCCGGAGCCAUUUCACUGGAUGCAUCGGCUGGGCAGUUGCAUCAAUCGUUGAGAUGGCCGGCAAGCAAUGGCUUACCUCCACUCUCCGAUUCGAAAUUACCGAAUGGCGCUGUGCACUCCCCUACACCUCGGCGUAUGCAGAUUGCUGCUUCCACCGAACGGAUGUCGAUGUCCUCCAUUUUGAGGGAGGUUGCACCAGCUGGUUCGGCGGCAGCGAGCUCUCCUGGACUGAAUAACGGUGCUGAAGAUGAUCCGAACCUUCCUCGCAUUCCUGCAUCGCCGUCUCUUUUACCGCUGAACAUAAAGCUCAUUGACUUUAGCAGUAGCUCUUACAUUGGAAAAGGAAUCCAUACGUAUGUACAGUCCCGCUACUAUCGCGCACCAGAGGUCAUUGUUGGUGCCGGCUAUGGGCCAGCCAUUGAUGUGUGGUCUACUGGCUGUCUUUUGGCGGAACUGCUGUUAGGCCUUCCACUUCUACCGGGAGACUCGGAUCAUCAUCAACUCUCCCUCAUUGAGGAAAUGCUCGGGCCGUUGCCUCUUUCAUUGUUAGCGAAGGGUGCAGCCACGCUCGAAUACUACGAUGUGGAUGAUGUUGAAUUGAGAAGUGAAAGUGCAGGCGCGUCUGCAUCAGAGGAAACUCCUGCGGGUCACAAAAAAUCACCCUCAUUUCGUCUCUUGAGUGAGGAGGAGUAUCUUCGCCAUCACAGGGAUGCAAAACCAACAAAGGGAAAACGGUAUUUUCAGUUCCACACACUUGCCGAACUAAUCAGGAAAUGUACAGCUAGCAAUGAGGAAAGGUGUAUUGCAACAGGGUAUAGUCCAUCCGCUGCCAUGGAUGCCAACGUGAUGGAAAUGGUCUCAACGCAGCAACCGAGGAAAGAGAUUGCUGACGAGAUUUCGCGUCAUCGAUUCCGUUUUUAUGAUUUACUAAAAAAAAUGCUCCACGGCGAUCCCGAGAGGCGCCUUACGGCCCGUGAGGCAUUGGCACACAGCUUUUUUCAAGAAACACCAAAAUAUUUACAGGUAUACUCACAACGUUAG